Messenger RNA from Nicotiana tabacum (common tobacco), 725 nucleotides. NCBI's taxonomy places the organism in Eukaryota, Viridiplantae, Streptophyta, Magnoliopsida, Solanales, Solanaceae. The record is from RefSeq and is a predicted model, not a curated record.
UUGUGCAAAUAAAACUCUUGACACUGUUUGCCAGAUGUUUAGCUCUUUUUCCACACGAGUGAAGGGCCCCUCAAAACAGUGUCAACGCCAACUCAACUUCGCAGACGCCGCCAGUUUUCUGGCAUUUCUCUCUCCCAGUCAGCUGUCGCCGGAAUAAUCACUCUCCGUUCUUUUUAGCCGGAGAGUUUGUGAUCGGAGGGAGAAUUAGGACCAGAAUAUAGUCUAGUAUAAUGAAGGAGGAUUUGUGUAUGGACAUUGAUCCUCCUCCGUUCAAGGAGAACAUCCUCGCUACGGCAGAAGAUUGGCGAAAGGCGCUUGACAAAGUAGUUCCUGCCGUCGUCGUGCUCCGAACCACCGCUUGCCGAGCUUUUGAUACCGAAUCUGCCGGUGUCAGUUCCGCUACGGGCUUUGUUGUUGAUAAGCGUCGCGGAAUUAUACUCACGAAUCGUCAUGUUGUUAAACCUGGACCUGUGGUGACGGAAGCUAUGUUUGUGAACCGUGAAGAAAUACCAGUUUACCCCAUAUACAGGGACCCUGUUCAUGAUUUUGGCUUCUUUCGCUAUGACCCUGGUGCAAUACAAUUCUUGAGCUAUGAAGAGAUUCCUCUUGCUCCUGAUGCUGCCGCUGUGGGUGUAGAAAUCAGGGUUGUUGGUAAUGACAGCGGCGAGAAGGUGUCUAUUUUGGCCGGUACCCUUGCUCGAUUAGAUAGAGAUGCNUGUGACUAA